This is a messenger RNA of Euleptes europaea (tarantolino), 1914 nucleotides long. RefSeq names its product acetylserotonin O-methyltransferase like (gene ASMTL). The transcript is spliced from 13 exons. Bases 1 to 1887 code for a protein of 628 amino acids. Gene Ontology annotation, molecular function: nucleoside triphosphate diphosphatase activity; O-methyltransferase activity. The record is from RefSeq and is a predicted model, not a curated record. Lineage: Eukaryota; Metazoa; Chordata; Lepidosauria; Squamata; Sphaerodactylidae.
AUGGCGCUGAGCCCCGUGUUCCGGCAGCUGGUGGACAAGCGGGUGGUGCUGGCCAGCGCCUCCCCGCGCAGGCAGGAGAUCCUCACCAACGCGGGCCUCCGAUUUGAAGUUGUUCCUUCCUGGUUCAAAGAAACACUUGAGAAGUCAUCUUUUGCAGCACCUUAUGAAUAUGCGGUAGAAACUGCAAAACAAAAAGCCCUGGAAGUGGCUAACAGAAUGCACCUGAAACAUCUUAGAACGCCAGAUAUCGUUAUAGGAGCAGACACUAUAGUUACAAUAGAAGAACAAAUCUUGGAAAAACCAGUGGAUAAGCAAGAUGCAUAUAAAAUGCUUUCAAGGUUGAGUGGGAAGGAACACAGUGUCUUCACAGGUGUUGCCAUUGUUCACUGCAGCUGUAAAGAUACUCAGCUAGAGACUGAAGUGAGAGAUUUCUAUGAAGAGACAAAAGUUAAAUUUGCUGAACUCUCUGAGGAACUCUUGUGGGACUACAUCCACAGCGGAGAGCCAAUGGACAAAGCUGGUGGAUAUGGGAUCCAGGCUCUUGGGGGAAUGUUAGUGGAAUAUGUGCAUGGAGAUUUCUUGAAUGUGGUAGGAUUUCCUCUGAAUCAUUUCUGCAAAAAGUUAUCGGAACUAUAUUAUCCGCCCCCAAAGCACACCAUCCACCAUAUAAAGCAUGACUCUAUCCCUUCAGUAGAGACCUUUGAAAUCCCAAGCGAUGGGGAAUGUGACUCUUCAGAUAAUACAUCGUGCAAAGGUGCUAAGAAACCAAACAACAGCGGAAUUAUCCAUCCCUCAGGAAAAUGUAUAAAUGGCAGCGGCAAUUGUAUUAUGCCUGUGGACAGUCAGAAUGGUGUAAAGGAAAACACAACACAGUUCCCACCUAAACUUGUGCAACUACUGGAUGGUUUCAAGGCAUCAAAGGCAUUGUUUGUGUCCAGUAAGUUGAAAAUAUUUGAUCUUCUUAAAGAGAAGGGUGCCAUGACCUCUGUGGACAUUGCAAGUCGAGUGAAAGCCUCUGUGCGUGGCACAGAAAGGCUCCUGGAUGCCUGUGCUGCUCUUGGCCUACUGGAAAAAACCCAUCAAGGUUACAGCAAUGCAGAUUUGGCAGACUUGUACCUGGUGUCCAACAGUGAAUCAUCCCUUCAUGACUUUGUUCUCCACUGUGAUGAACGCAUGUGGCCUCUGUAUACACGCUUGGAAUUGGCAGUCAGAGAGGGGACUUCACAGAACCAUUGCCCAUUUGGGAAGAAAGGAGAGGAUUUGUUUCAGGAUUUCUACUAUCAAAGUACAGAAAUGAAGCAGCAUUUUAUGAGUGCCAUGGACAGUAUUGCCAAAGUGACAGCAAGAGAUGUAGCCUCAGCGUUUGAUCUUUCCCAGUUCAGAGUUGUAUGUGACUUAGGAGGCUGCACUGGAGCUCUAGCCUAUGAACUCAUUGAGAUCUACCCGGAGAUGAAAGUCACUGUGUUCGACCUUCCAGAUGUCAUUUCAAAUAUCUCCAGCUUUCAGCCUUCAAGACAAAAUACAGCGCAGAUAUCCUUCUCAUCAGGUGACUUUUUCAAAGAUAAUUUUCCAGAAGCAGAACUUUAUAUUCUUUCACGAGUUCUACAUGACUGGUGUGAAGAAAAGAUUCAUAUCCUUUUAAGUAAGCUGUCUGCUGUUUGCAAGCCAGGAAGUGCUUUGCUAGUGGCAGAAACUGUGCUGGAUGAGAAGCGAACAAGUCCUGCUCGAGCUGUUUUACAAUCUCUCACCAUGACGGAAGGCAAGCAAAGGAGUAAUUUGGAAUACCAGCAGUUGUUGGAAAAAUACGGAUUCACCAAUGUGCAGAUUAAGAUAACAGGAAAUCUGUUAGAUGUAAUUCUGUGCUUUAAGAAAGUGUCACCCUAUUAAAUUGAAUGACAGAUAUUUGAACAAGCA